UUGAUAUGUUUUUGAGGCUCAAUGCACGCAUUUAAUGCUUAGUAUUGCUCCAAUAAAAUGAAGGUCAAUAAAUGCUGUGUUUGCUUUAUGUAGGUGGUGUGAGUACAAAUUAACUCUGCCGGAUUUGUCAGUCAAAUAAGUCUCAAAUGCCAGCUCAUAAAGUUGUUCAUUCACAUUAGAAAGUACCGUCAACAAUAAAUUUCUUCGGCGCUUUACAAUGCUUUAUUCGUUGGUUAAAGAAGAAUGAGUGUUUGAUCAAAGAUAAUUGUCCAAUCACACAUUUAUUACUCGGAACAUGCUAUGUGCAGGAACUAUUACAUGUUUGUCUUUACUGGAUGUAUUCAACAAAUGAAGGAAAACCCGUAUGACUCUACUAUAAAUCUGGAUUGGGUUACAAGUGCAAUCGACAAAGUUGGAUUUCUUCAUGGGCUCUGCAGGUGAGAGUUGUGAUUGUUUUUGAAGCACUAGCCGAUUCUAUGGGAGUACAAAGGCUCGAUAUUUUUCGAAUGAGGAUUCAUUGUCAAACAUAAAGAGCAACUAGGUGUGCACGAUCAACAUUCAAUAGCAAAGGCUAAUGUCCCAGGGAAUACUUCAUGUCAGAUACUACAACUUCAAGGAGUGGAGCAACUGAAAUCCAAGAGCUUGAGUCAUAUUAUGAGGCAAGAGUUGUUAGCAAUUGGAAGAUUGAGCAGUUGGUGAUUAGGCAGAUUGGUAAAACUCAAUUCCAGCAUGAACAAAGCCACCCGAGUGCUAAUGAUACGCUGAAGAUAGGGGAUCUAUUGAGGCUUUUGCUAGAAGAAGGAAGGAGGAAGAUUCAAGUAUGGAAGAUCUUAAUCCAGCAACCAGUCAAGUACUGGGAGGGGAGAGGUGCAAGAAUAAAGUGGAAGAUCAUGGUUGUUCCCUAUCACCCACCUUGAGGACAAGGUGGAUGUUUAGGGGAGAGUAUUGAUAGGAAUCGGGCCUAUUAGGCUAUUAAUAUAAAUAAUAGUAAUAAUAAAUGUACAUGUAGAUAAUAAUAAAUGUACAUGUAGAUAAUAAUAAAUGUACAUGUAGUAUAAAUAGAAGGGGAAGGGAGGAAAAAGAAGUAGACAAGUAUUCAAUUGAGUUUAGGUUAGGAGAUUGGGCAUCUCGAAUGGUCCAUAGGCCUUGUAUCCUUUCUUUGUUCUGUUCAUCUUUGUGAAUAAAGUGUUUCGAUCUGUUAUUGU
Messenger RNA from Cuscuta europaea, 1205 nucleotides. The record is from the annotation of a GenBank genome assembly. NCBI's taxonomy places the organism in Eukaryota, Viridiplantae, Streptophyta, Magnoliopsida, Solanales, Convolvulaceae.